Molecule: messenger RNA, 2066 nt
Organism: Pyrus x bretschneideri (Chinese white pear)
Lineage: Eukaryota; Viridiplantae; Streptophyta; Magnoliopsida; Rosales; Rosaceae
Product: RING finger and transmembrane domain-containing protein 2-like
Exons: 9
Coding region: 370-1791 (473 amino acids)
Biological process (GO): positive regulation of ERAD pathway
Molecular function (GO): ubiquitin protein ligase activity
Source: RefSeq, a predicted model, not a curated record
GCCACUUUCUCUCUUCUCGCGCUCUUCCUCCUCGAGCGAGAAAGGGAAACACAAAACACAAAAUACACACACAAACAACAAAAAAUCCACCAAUCUCCAUUUCCAAUUUCCACCAAGGACCACACACCCAAUCCUAAUCUGCAUUUCUCUGCCCCAAACCCUAGCCUCCUCCCCUCUACCCAUUUCUCAAUUUCCUCUAACCAUCGAUCGCCUACGCCCAAUCCCCAAAAUUCCGCCUUUGGCACCGCCGCAGAUGAACUUCCCUCCGCCAUCGGUUUCGAUUUAGGGUUCGGGCUUGUUCGAUGCUAUCUCUCUCCCCUGACAACCCCAUCGCCGGUUCGCUUAGGCAGGGUUAGGGCAAUUAGGCAAAUGGAAGGGUCGGGUGGCAAUCUUGACUCGUUUAGAGCUUCUCCGGGAAGCAGUAGUAAUAGGAGAUAUGGGGUGUUAUCGGCUUCCAAUAUCAUUCGGGCGCCAAUUUCUACCUUAUUGGAGUACUCGGGUAUUCUCCGCGGCCGCUCUAGUCACCAAGAAGCUGAGUCUUUGAUUAACGGGCGUAGCGCUGCUGCGUUCCGGGAUCACCAUCUUAGUCAGCUAGACCAAUUACCAACGACAAGCAAUGAUGGGGAGGUUUCUAUUAGGAUAAUUGGUGCAGGGGAACAGGAGCAUGAUAGGGAAGGACCUGGGAUAGUAUCUGGACGGCUGAGGGAAGUUACUGUACCGCCAAAUGAUGUUUCUGCACCCCCAAUGGCUGGGGUGGCUUCUGUAGCAUUGGGAACGGAGGAUGUGGGUCAGACAGAUGGCAGAACAGAUCGUACUACGGGAGAGGGCAGUCCCCAAUUGUUAAAUGGAACUGCUGAUGUAGAAGGAGGUGAUGGAACUGGGGCUAAUGGCAGGGAUUCUUCUUACCAGAGAUAUGAUAUUCAGCAGGCUGCUAGGGGUAUUGAACAAGUCCUGCCCUUUUCCUUGCUUCUAUUGGUGGUCUUCAUCCGCCAGCAUUUGCAAGGUUUCUUUGUUACAAUUUGGAUUGCUGCUGUUAUGUUCAAGUCAAAUGAUAUAUUAAGGAAACAGACAGCUUUGAAGGGAGAGAGGAAAAUCACGGUUCUAAUGGGCAUCUCCCUUGCAUUCGCAUCGCAUGUGGUUGGUGUUUACUGGUGGUUCCAGAAUGACGAUCUUUUGUACCCAUUAAUUAUGCUUCCUCCUAAAGUUAUACCACCCUUCUGGCAUGCUGUUUUCAUCAUCAUGGUGAAUGACACCUUGGUCCGUCAGGCAGCAAUGGUGCUGAAGUGUUCUAUAUUAAUGUACUACAAAAACAGUAGAGGCCGAAACUAUCGUAAGCAGGGUCAAAUGCUUACUCUGGUUGAGUAUCUACUGCUCUUGUACCGGGCCUUGUUGCCAACACCAGUGUGGUACCGGUUCUUCUUGAACAAAGAAUAUGGGAGUCUCUUUUCGUCACUAAUGACAGGGUUAUAUUUGACUUUCAAGCUCACAUCUGUUGUCGAGAAGGUGCAAUCCUUCUUUGCUGCACUGAAGGCAUUGUCACGAAAAGAGGUGCACUAUGGGGCAUAUGCAACUUCAGAACAGGUCAAUGCAGCAGGCGAUCUAUGUGCUAUUUGCCAAGAGAAGAUGCAUGCUCCUAUCCUACUUCGAUGUAAACACAUCUUUUGCGAGGACUGUGUAUCAGAGUGGUUUGAGAGGGAACGGACGUGUCCGUUGUGCAGAGCUCUGGUAAAACCUGCAGAUCUAAGAUCAUUCGGCGAUGGAUCAACGAGUUUGUUUUUCCAGCUGUUCUAAAGCCGUCCACUGUAAAGAAAAAAAACAGAGAGUUUUUCUGUUUUGGAGUUCCAAUUCAUAUCCAAAGCAGCCAUCUCCCAAAUCCAGAUCCUCAUAACCAUACACUGGUAUAUUCGAUUUGUCAUUUUUGCUCCGCCUUGUUAACGGGUUUGCCUCCGCAAAAAACUUAUACGUUGUAUCGAGAAAAGGUCAAAUGUAUGUAAUGCUCCGAUUUAAGCAACAGAGAAGUUAUUUUGAUAACACACCAUAUAUACAUGUUUAUUUGCCGUGGAUCA